This is a messenger RNA of Closterium sp. Yama58-4, 1050 nucleotides long. NCBI's taxonomy places the organism in Eukaryota, Viridiplantae, Streptophyta, Zygnematophyceae, Desmidiales, Closteriaceae. The record is from the annotation of a GenBank genome assembly.
AUGAGACUAGUGUUGUUGCUGUCGCUGCUUCUCGUGGCACUCCCUGCACUCCCUUCUUUGAGGGGUGUUCUCCCUCUCUUCUUGAGCCAUCUGUUGCCUCUGCUGCUAUUGUUUACUUCCUUCAUGCUGAAAUGGUUGGUACAGCGUCUUCUCCUAGUAGGAGGCACCGCAGCGGCAAGGGAAAGAGGGGCAAGGGCGGUUGAGGUGGCGGUGGUGGAGGUGGCGGCGAUGGAGGUGGUGGUGGCGGCGGUGGUGGUGGUAGUGGCGGCGGUGGCGGUGGUGGUGGCGGUGGUGGCGGUGGUGGGCGCGAUGGUGGUGGCGGUGGAGGCGGUGGUGGCGGCGGUGGCGGUGGUGGCGGCAGUAGCGGUACUGAGGGGGGCAACGUUGCUGCUGACGACACAGCGACUACUCACCAUUCACCUCGCUUGGACACCCCUCCGAGUUUCCCGCCUCGAUCGUCUUCACCGCCUUUGGAGCCUGUCGAGUCACCCUGGUGCUGCUGUGGGUGGUGACUCUAGGGAUGUGGACGCUGCAGGCGACGCCUCUGGCGCUGCUUGUUCUGGGGGUGCUGAGUCUGGGGGUGCUGGGCCUGGGGGUGCUGAGCAUUCUAAUGCCGGUGGGGUCUGCCGCUCGCGUACUGGUACUGGAGGUGCUGGUGCUGGAGGAGCUGGUGCUAGAGGCGCUGGUGCUGGAGGCGUUGGUGCUAAAGGCGCUGGAGCUGGUGGUACUCAUGUUGGAGGUGCUGGUGCAAGGGGUACUGGUGCUGGAAGUGCUGUGCUGGAGGCGCUGGUGCUAGAGGCAUUGGUGCUAGAGGUACUGGUGCUAGAGGUACUGGUGCUGGAGGUGCUGGUGCUGGAGGCGCUGGAGCUGGAGGUUCUGGAGCUACUGGAGGCGCUGGUACUGGAGGCGCUGGUGCUGGUGGCGCUGGUACUGGAGGUACUGGUGCUGGGGGUACUGGUGCUGGAGGUGCUAGUGCUGGAGGCGCUGGAGCUGGAGGUACUGGUGUUGGAGGCACUCGAGCUGAAGGUCCUGGAGCUACUGGAGCUGUAG